AUUUCCAAUGUUCCAAAACUUGAGAUGCUGAAACUAUUCCUAGCUCCAGUAAAGCUCAGGCCUUUCUGCAACUCAGCUAUUAUUAAGCUUCAAACUAAACUUCACUUGAUCAAUCAACCCAUAAAGCAUUAUUCUUUACUUCCCAGAAUAGAUUACACAUGUAACCAACAUGUUUCCAGGUCAAAUAAGAUUAUUUCCAAGCUAAGUAAAGAGGGUCAGGUUGAUGAAGCGAGGAAGUUGUUUGACAAAAUGCCUGAACCAGAUGUCGUAUCAUGGACAGCGAUGAUUUCGGGUUAUAUAAGAUGUGGGAACAUUGAUAAAGCAAGGGAAUUGUUUGACAGGACUGAUGCAAUGAGAGAUGUUGUUACUUGGACAGCUAUGCUUGCUGCUUAUGCGAAGGCGAAUCGGAUUCUUGAGGCUGAGAUGCUUUUCAAUGAAAUGCCUGAGAAGAAUGUUGUUUCUUGGAAUAGUAUGAUUGAUGGGUAUGCAAGAAAUGGUAGAAUCGAUGAGGGUUUGGAAUUGUUUAGGAAAAUGGGAGAGAAAAAUGUGGUUUCUUGGAACAUGGUUAUAGCAGGAUUGGUUCGGAACGGGCGGAUCAACGAGGCAAGAGAGUAUUUUUAUCAGAUGCCUGAGAAGAAUGUGGUGUCUUUUACUACAAUGAUAGUAGGGUUGUCGAGAAAUGGGAAAGUCGAUGAGGCUAGAGUACUUUUUGAUAGGAUUCCCGAGCGGAAUGUGGUUUCCUGGAACGCGAUGAUUACUGGGUAUACACAAAACUUGAGACUUGAUGAAGCGUUUGAACUGUUUGAGAUGAUGCCAGAGAAGACUGUGUCUUCGUGGAAUACAAUGAUCAUGGGCUUGAUAAAAAAUGGGGAACUAAGCAAGGCUAGAAUAUUGUUUGAUAAAAUGAGGCAGAGAGAUGUCAUUUCUUGGUCAACGAUGAUUAGUGGCUAUGUGUUAGAGGGGAGAAGUGAAGAAGCGCUGAGAAAUUUCUGCGAUAUGCAAAUGGAUGGUUGGGUGACACCAAACGAAGGGACUUUUGUGAGUGUUUUGGGUGCUUGCAGUGACUUAGCUGGUCUUAGUGAAGGAAUGCAAAUUCACCAAGUAAUUAACAAAACAAUUUAUCAGGAGAAUGAAGUGGUUAUAUCAGCACUUAUAAAUAUGUAUUCAAAAUGUGGAGAUGUAGUAACUGCAAGGAAAAUAUUUGAUGAUGGCUUGAGAGGCCAGAGAGAUUUGAUCUCUUGGAACGUUAUGAUUGCAGCUUACGCUCACCAUGGGUGUGGAAGAGAGGCAAUCAAUCUCCUCAAAGAAAUGCUGCAAAUGGAAUUUAAACCAAAUGAUGUGACUUAUGUCGGAUUGCUUGCUGCCUGCAGCCACUCGGGCUUGGUGGAGGAAGGGUUAAAGUACUUUGAUGAGCUUUCUAGAGAUGAUUCGAUAAAAUUGAGAGAAGACCAUUAUACAUGCCUUGUAGAUCUAUGCGGUCGAGCAGGGAGACUCAAAGAGGCAUUGGAAGUUAUCGAACGACUUCCAAGAACAGAAUCAGCAUUCAUUUGGGGUGCUCUUCUUUCGGGUUGUAAUCUUCAUGGUGAUUCAGAAACAGGAAAAUUGGCUGCAAUUAAACUGUUAGGGGUCGAAGCAAAAAGUUCGGGGACCUAUUUGUCGUUAUCGAAAUUGUUUGCUUCGAAAAGGAAGUGGAAAGAAGCUGCAACAGUGAGGACACAAAUGAAGGACAGAGGAUUGAAGAAGCAACCAGGCUGUAGCUGGAUUGAAGUUGGGAACAGAGUUAAUGUAUUUUUAGUUGGUGAUACAUCUCAUUAUGAAACUGAGGUUAUUCGCUCAGUACUUGGAAUCCUUCAUAUGAAAAUGAAAAGGAGGGGUUGUGCACCAAUAGAUGAUUUUGCAAUGGAAGAAGAAUGUCCUAUCAUCUACUAAGUUUUUGUUUCCUCCUCUUCUUUCACUGUUCAAGUUUUGAAUAUCACUACUAGUAUUUUUCUCCUAAGAUAGACUGUCUUUUACAAAUGUUUUUUUAGUUAUAUGAUUCCCUAUAUUGUAAUGGUAGGUACACUGGUACCCCAUUUUUGGUUCAUCCAGGGCACAAAGAGGGACGUGUUGGGCAUUGCUCAUUGUAAGAAAGCACUGAUGACUUUUUGUAAGUGAUCAAUAACACAAGAAAUUUGUAGAUAAAACAAAGAA
Molecule: messenger RNA, 2190 nt
Organism: Lycium ferocissimum
Lineage: Eukaryota; Viridiplantae; Streptophyta; Magnoliopsida; Solanales; Solanaceae
Product: pentatricopeptide repeat-containing protein At2g35030, mitochondrial-like
Exons: 1
Coding region: 25-1929 (634 amino acids)
Biological process (GO): RNA modification
Molecular function (GO): RNA binding; protein binding
Source: RefSeq, a predicted model, not a curated record